Molecule: messenger RNA, 3243 nt
Organism: Macrosteles quadrilineatus (aster leafhopper)
Lineage: Eukaryota; Metazoa; Arthropoda; Insecta; Hemiptera; Cicadellidae
Exons: 1
Coding region: 1-3243 (1080 amino acids)
Source: RefSeq, a predicted model, not a curated record
AUGCCUGGACCAAUCAAGUUUUCCACUUAUGAACGCUCCACUGCUUUAAUCAAAGCAAGGUUUGAGAAAAUUCUCACUGCAGUAGAAGCUGUAGCUAAUCUACCCCCUCCUCUCAGCCAGGUCAACUUAAGAACCUUAAGUAGUUAUGCAAAAGAAAUAACUAAAAAACGUGCUGACUUUGAAGGUAACCUUCAAAGAGUUCUUGAAGGUUUGGCCCCUGAAGAAGCUCCAACCUCACAACUCUCUACUGAUCAAGAUGAUAUCAACGAUGUUUAUAUCAAAAUUCAAAGCAUUAUUGAAUCCUUGAAUCCAAUUGACGAACCACGCACCCCUUCUGCACAUAGCGAGCCAGGUUCAAUUUUUACUCAUGCGUCAGUAAAUAUUAGGCUCCCGAAGCUGGAACUAAAACACUUUGAUGGCAAUCCAUUACAAUGGGUUAGUUUUAUUAACCUCUUUGACUCUAGUGUACACAAAAAUGUGAAUGUGUCUAAUGUGGCCAAAUUUCAGUACCUUUUAAGCGUUGUGUCGGGAGAACCCCUCAGCUUAAUUAAAUCCCUUAACAUCACUACUGCAAACUACUUGGUUGCAUAUCAACUACUUCGUGACCGCUAUCACAACACAAGGCGGCUCACCACACUGCAUUUAAACCAGAUAAUGGACCUGCCUAACAUUACCUCUGGUUCUCUCCAUCAACUUAGGGGAUUCAUAAACUUGUUCUAUGAACAUAGUGAGGCCCUUAAAGCCCUCGAUUGUGAUGUCUCAUCUAACUCUAACCCUUUACUGUCAGCAUUGAUAUUGCGUAAGAUAGACUCGGACCUUCGCAAAAAACUUGAAGCUUAUAGGUCUACUCAAGACCAUGAAGCACACACUCUGCCGGAAGUGACGGAAAUUAUAAAAUUCCUCAAUAUAGAAUGUGAUCAAGUGGAAGACGCUGGUUUGCACCUAACUCACUCUUCUAUUAAGACUUAUUGUGGUCAACCCUCUAAAUUCAAAGGCACAAAGUCGGUCAAAUUCUCCUCUGACCGUCCCAGCAAGACUGUGGCUAUGCUUACCACUCGCAAGACGCAAUCGUCUACCUCUUGUUUUGACUGUGGUAAACCAGACCACAAAAUUUAUGUUUGCCCUUCCUUUAAGGGUAAAACCCCUCAACUACGAUAUCAAAUCGUAAAAAAGGAGAACAGAUGCAUCUCUUGUCUCGGCUACCAUGAUAGCAAAUUAUGCAAAUUUCAGGCUACUUGCUACAUUUGUCAUAAAAGACACCAUAGCCUGUUGCACGCGCACUUUCAACAACCCUCAGCUGACGUUAAACCUCAUAAGGUACCUAAAGACAAUCUCUCUCCCGUUAAGGUAGCUACAGCCAUGACUUCUCAAUCUCAGUACAGUUGCGAAUCCACUGUGCUCUUAGGUACUUUGUUAGUACAAUUGACCUCCCCUCAAGGUACUACUCACGUCUUCCGGGCUCUCUUAGACUCGGGAAGUAUGUGUAAUUUUAUUUCUGGGCGUGCUGCUCAAUUGCUGGGUGUCAAGCGCACACAUUCCUCUGUUCAAAUAACAGGUAUUGCUCAAACGGCUACCUCUACCCGAGGACUGACACACUUGACCUUAACCACUCUCUCAGGCCUCACCAUGGUAACUCAGCACCCCUUCCUCAUUUUAGAUAGGAUUUCUAUGGAUUUACCCAGAGCAAAACUGACCCCGGAAGUGUUCCACAAAGCCAAAGCCUACACACUAGCUGACCCUGCGUUCCACUUACCUAGUAGUGUAGAUGUUCUGUUAGGUGGAAGUUUAUUCCCACAGUUACUCACCAACGAAAGUCACUCGCUUGGUCCCAACCUCCCCCAUGCUGUAAGCAGCCAUUUUGGAUUCAUCAUAAUGGGACAAGCACCAUGUACAUCAAUCACUCCUCUUUCAGCACAUUAUUCUGUAUCCAUGCUCUCUGUCAAUGACACAGAGUUACACAACUCGUUGCAAAGGUUCUGGUUGCAGGAAGAACUACCUCCAUGCAAUAAACGCACAGCGGAAGAAGAACUUUGCGACAAACAUUUUGACGCCACUCACGCUAGAGAUUCAGACGGACGUUACAUUGUCAGUAUUCCAUUCAAACAGGCUCACCCCCCUCUUGGAGCUUCUAAGCUUGCUGCGGAGCGUAGAUUUCGCACAUUGGAACACAAAUUCCGAUCUCAGCCUAAUUUCUCGGAACUUUAUCAUGAGUUUAUGAGUGAUUACCUCUUAGCAGGUCACAUGGAAAAGGUUUCCACCAUUGACUUAUCUCAACCUCAUUAUUUCCUCCCUCACCAUGGGGUACUAAAGGAAACUAGCAGUACCACAAAGCUACGCACAGUUUUUGAUGCUAGUGCACAGACUAGCACAGGUAUCUCUCUAAAUGACGUCCUUCUCACUGGACGAAAACUCCAAACAGACAUUUGUGACAUUUUACUUAAUUUUAGAGUCCAUAAUGUUGUUUUUACCUGUGACAUACGGCAAAUGUACCGACAAAUUCGAGUCCGCCCAGAAGACCAGAAUUUUCAUCUGAUCCUAUGGCGUGAAGACCCUUCUCACGAGCUUGACAUCUACAAGUUGACAACAGUGACCUACGGCUUAAAUAGUUCCCCCUAUCUUGCCAUAAAGACCUUGGGACAACUGGUGAAGGAUGAAGGUGAAGCUUUCCCUGACGCAGCCAGAAUCAUCAUCUCUCAUUCCUAUGUUGAUGACAUCAUCACAGGCUCCGUUGACGAAGAAUCAGCCCUCCAACUCCAAGGUCAACUCAUCGCCCUCCUGAAGAAAGGUGGAUUUGAACUCCAGAAGUGGUCGUCAAAUUCCCUUCGCCUACUGGAAGCAGUUCCAGAAGAUCAUCGUGAGACACCUGUCUUUCUGCAAGAUCCAGAGCAACCUCAUUACUCCAUCUUAGGACUACACUGGUCACCUACUACGGAUUCCUUCUCCUAUCACUUGGACCUACCCUCCGGCGCUUGCACUAAGCGUCAACUACUCAGCAACAUCACCAGGAUUUACGACCCUGGUGGUUUUUCUGUGACUUUGACAUGGACUACUCAUUCUCCAGAGCUUCAUGUUGGAGACCUCAUCCUACUUCAGGAGUCAUCGCCUCCCCUUCAGUGGCCCCUGGGACGCAUCACCGCAACACAUCCCGGAGACGAUGGUAUAGUGCGUGUGGUGGACGUGCGCACCAACCAGGGUACAAAUCGAAGGCCUGUCUCAAAGGUCUUCCCUCUUCCCAUAGACUAA